UAGAGGAGCAAGUAACGGACAUCUAGCUUUACCAAGACCGAGGUCCAAUCUUCUUAAAAAAACCAUCAUUUACAGAUCAAUUUCAUUAUGGAAUAAACUACCAAUAAACAUACACUAGCAUAAAUAGCAAAUACAACUUUAAAAAGUCUGCAAAAAAACAUCCCGUCAAUAUGUAAUGUAUAUACAUUUUUUAUGUUUUCAUUUCUUUUUGUAGCCUCCAGGGUUACGCAGGGGAUCCUGGGAAUUGGUGUUGUCAGUUGACAAAAGGCAGUCCAUAGUCGUGCAGUGUAUGGGGCGCCGACUGCAUAAUUGGUUGAACCUGGGCUCCCGUCUCGUCCUUCCCGUGCUGCUUGCCACAUUGGUGUCAGAAGUGGGAUUGGUCUGCGCACACGGAUAAAGGAUUGGGAUUCAGGGUUGAGCCCCAUGGAAGCCCCAACCGACGCCGAUUCACCCUGCGUUAUUGGAGCGCAACGGCCCACGGACAGAGAAAUGGCAGCUGUCAACCUCCCUCUGGUGGCAAGGACGGCGGUGAACCUGCCGAAAAUCCCCGGGGCAACGGAGCUUGAUCUGUUCCUGGCCCAGUUCCGGCUCGCUGAGUGGCACAAUGGCUUGGGUGCCGGGGAGGCGGUCGUCCACCCCGCCCUUGCGCUCGAGGGGACGGCGGUGCAGGUUAUGCUGGACCUGGCCCCAGCAGACCAACGGGACCUCCGAGUCCUGGCCCUGAUCCGGGCUUUGGAGAUGCGUUUCGGGCAGCGGGCGGUCUUGAACCACAGCAGGGGGCUGCUAAACAGCUGCCGCCGUCGGGAGGGGGAACGGUUGGGGGCCUACGCAGCUGACAUUCAGUUGUACGCCCGGCGUGGCUACCCCAACUUCCCUGCUGCGGCUAGGGAUGAGCUAGCCCUUCAUGCCUUCCUUCAGGGACUUGCCAUCCCGUGGCUGGGGCAGCACGUCCGCCUCAACAUGCCCCCGACCCUCGAUGUGGCUCUCGACGUGGCGGAACAGGCGGAGCGGGAGCUAUCCGACCAACCCGGCCUGCAGUCGUCCACAGAGGAUGCUUGCCAGGACUAGUCUGGUCCGGCCAAGCACUGCUGCCGCCCCUGUGGUGCCCGGGUGGACGCGGCUGGGGCAGCCCUCUCCCGUGACACAACGACAGUUUCCCAGUCCGGGCAGGACAAGGACCGGGUCCGGAAACCCAGGCCACUAGACCUCGAGCCAGAGGAGUGUCGGCGGGUCAAGGACUGUGGGUGGACUGGACAGCGUCCAAUGCAUCAUAGCGGUCGGCGUGGCCAUCGACGGGCCAGACCGCGGAGGGCAACGGAAGAUGGGGUCCCCGAACGGCGCUCCAGCGCCCCCGUAAGGCAGAAAUUGGUGGGUGCCCCGAUUGCGGUGGUCCCUGACCACACCCUGAGGGCUGCUGCUGACCCGUGGGUUCGGCGGAGGAGGGCCUAUUCCGCCCGCUGCCGGAGACGGGCGUCAGAGACUGCGCCGCAAUUAGCCACCUGCAGGGGCCGAGGCAGCGGCGGCGGCGCCAGCCACCGGAACAUUACAGACUGUGUGAUGGGUGCUGGGGUCGUUGCGAUGUCUGACCCCUAAGGUGGGGGCUGUGUGGCAACCCCUCCGGGGUCUCGCAGAGGAUCCUGGGAAUUGGUGUUCUCAGUUGACAAAAGGGGCUUUUGUCGUCCUUGUUUUGUUGUUAGGUGAAGUAGGGUUAAUGGGUUCUGGGUGUAAUUUGGUUGCGUGUAGUUGUGUGUUGUUUAAUGUUAACAUGUGUGUGUAACGUUGCCGCCGCCGUCACUGGCUAUGACUUGUUUGUUCAUUGGGUGUGCUGUUUUCCAUGUUUGAUGUUGGUCGUAAAUAAAGGCAGUCCGUUUGUCGUGCGGUGUAUGGGGCGCGGACUGCAUAAU
Gadus chalcogrammus (walleye pollock) is the source of this 1904-nucleotide messenger RNA. RefSeq lists its product as uncharacterized. NCBI's taxonomy places the organism in Eukaryota, Metazoa, Chordata, Actinopteri, Gadiformes, Gadidae. The record is from RefSeq and is a predicted model, not a curated record. The transcript has 2 exons. The coding region runs from base 424 to 1068 and encodes 214 amino acids.